AUGGCGGAUAAGCACUUCGAGCCUGUUCCGCGCGACGCGAAAGUGGUCGCGAGUAUUUUAAAGUCGAUGGGUGUGGAAGAUUACGAGCCACGUGUCGUCCAUCAGCUCUUGGAGUUCGCCUAUCGCUACAUGACGGACGUGCUGGGCGAGGCCCGUGUGUACGCGGAGCAUGCAGGGCAUGCGGCCCUGGAGGUGGACGAUGUGCGCCUGGCCGUGCAGGCCAAGGUCUCUACUUCCUUCUCCCAGCCUCCACCCAGAGAGGUGCUCAUGGAGUUGGCCCGAGCACGCAACGCCGUGCCAAUCCCACCCAUUGCCGGGUCGGGCCUCUUUGCGCUGCCACCCGAGGCCGAGUGCCUGCUACAGCCCAACGUGCAAAUCGCUGUCCCUCUGCCCGGCCCUGCUGCCCGUGGAUCGCACAAGAGGCAGCGAGAGGGAGACACAGGAGGAAAAGCAGGAGGGCGGGGAGGAGGGGGGAAGGGAGGGGAUGCUGCGGCAAGAGUAAAGAAGGAGCAAGGGGGAGCGGAGUCGCUACAAGAUGGUAAAGCUGGUGUAGGGGGGGCUAAGGUUUCAUUCUCCCUGGAUGCUAGAAAACGAUGA
Closterium sp. Yama58-4 is the source of this 597-nucleotide messenger RNA. The record is from the annotation of a GenBank genome assembly. Lineage: Eukaryota; Viridiplantae; Streptophyta; Zygnematophyceae; Desmidiales; Closteriaceae.